Molecule: messenger RNA, 2684 nt
Organism: Chroicocephalus ridibundus (black-headed gull)
Lineage: Eukaryota; Metazoa; Chordata; Aves; Charadriiformes; Laridae
Gene: EMCN
Product: endomucin
Exons: 12
Coding region: 156-956 (266 amino acids)
Source: RefSeq, a predicted model, not a curated record
AAGUCCCCAAAAUAAGCAGGAAUGGGCAGUGACUAGGCACAGUCUCUACACACCUUUUUCCAUGGAGUAAUUAAGGCCUGCCUCAGAGUGAGAGAACACUCCCUGCCCAGCUGUGCAAGGGAGAGCUGGCAGCACCACCACCACCACCACCAAGCAUGAAGCUCCUGGGGAUUGCCUUCUUUUUCCUAACUGCACUCUGUGUUUGCGUUGUGGGAGAAGAUGGUAUUACAAACAGUACCGUCAGUACAACCGUUCCUGCAUCAAAAUCAAAAUCUGUAACGGAAGCUGUGAACGCACUAACUUCACAAGCAACAACAUUGCAGGCAUCAGUGCUGACAACAACUGCAACCAGAGCUCCAAAUGAAUCCAUCACAAGCAACUCCACGUCUUCUUCACCUAGAACUACGCAACAAAUCACACAAGGUACAACAACACAACCACCAGUAAAAGUGACCACUACAGCAGCAGACAAAAGUGUCAGCACAACAAACGCUACGCAAGAAAGUGGAACACAAUUGGCACAAAAUGGGAGUUUGGAUGCUUCAUCUACUACGGGAGGGUCUUUUUCCUCUACAACCUCUCUACAAAAAACCACUUCUGCUCCUGGAACCUCAGGCCUUCACGUGAGCUCCCCAACAGACUCGACAACUUUUGUCGGUCCUGGAAGCAGUUCUGGAAACAAGAAAGUGCCAGAGAGUGCUAUCCACUAUUCUAGCGUUAUCUUGCCAAUUGUGAUCACCUUGAUAGUCAUUACCCUUUCUGCCUUCUCACUGGUGGCUUUGUACAGAAUGUGCCAGAAGAAAACUCCAGAGAGACCAGAAAACGGCACUGAACAGGCCCAAUCAGAUAAAGAAGGAGUCAAACUUCUUUCUGUGAAGACAGCUUCUUCUGAGACUGGAGAGCACUCAUCUCAGGGGAAGAAUAAAACCCGGCAACUCUUCACACCUCAGCAAUAAAUACAUGUGAAGCACCCUGUUUUAUCACAACACACAAGAACAUCCCACCAAAGUUGCAGUUCCACAGGAAAUGUGGAGCAGCUGAAGCUUUUUACCAGGCAGGACACUUGCGUUAAUGACCAGCUCUUGACUUCUAAAGCUCAAGUGUCUCCUGUCCCUUCUGGAAAGACACUUAAUUUUUUGAUGGCUUAAUAACUGGUAUAUCGUAUGUAUUUAUUAUUUUCAUAUAUAGUAAAAGCAGGAAAAUUUUCAAAAAGGUUGAAGAGAAUGUAAAAAUCAGGUGAUGUUUGCAUAGUAGUUAUUAGAAAUGUUUUCUGCGCAUACAGGAAGGAAUAUGUUAGCAUACUUUGUUGAAAUUAUGGUAGGUAGGGUUCUUUUAAUUGUAUGUAGCAAAAUACAAACAGGGCCUGACCCUUGAAACAGUACUGGGCAAAUUGCCACUAUGAAAAUUAAUUCAGUGAUUUCCAUGAGACUCCUCACUGUAGCACACGUUUGGCUUGCCAUAAACGUUUACAGGAUGGGAUGUCUGGGUGAAAUGUUGAAGUGUGUGCUUUUUUCUGUGAAGGGGGGAAUAUACCUUGCACUGAGGCUCUUUGAAGUUCUGUAAAUUACUGAAUAUGAUCCUUGUAAUGUAGCAGGCAAUAUAGUUUAUUUUCACCUGUUCCUUGGCUAAUUGCAUUACGUGUGCUAUAAAUACGUCUCCUAUAUAGCCUGGGGCGCACAGAGGGAAUCAGCAAGAUAAGCAAUUUUACAGAUGAACCUUCUUCCCUCUGUUCUGAGUCAUGCAUGGGAUUCCUGAGGGCUAUUGAAUAACUUUGGAAGUUUAAAGAGUGUUUCAAGUGCUAAUUACAGACUUUCUUAAUUUGUACAGAGCUGGCAAUUCAAAAAUAUCAAGUAGUGCUUCUACCUGCAUGUAUCCUACUUUUCUAGAACUAUAAAUGUUUGAAAAUUGUAUUACGGUCAGCAUCUGCUCAGUCUCAAUCCACUGACUCUGGUAGCGUGCCAAGAACCUCCAUUGUUUUAUCGGCAAAUGGAAAGAAGACAACUGGUGGUGUAAGUGCAAGGACCAAGAGCCAGGACGAUGAUCUAAGUUUUGAUACCUGUUGAUACGAUGCUUUUGAGGAACUUCUCUCUCUGAUUUCCCUCUCUGAAAUAAUAAAACUUUCCUAGCAGUAUGGUAAGAGAUUGAGCACAUUUGUUAGUUCAUGUUUAUACACAAAGCUGAAAAGCGUUCAUUGCCCUGUGCUUGACUGUUGCUCUUAUUUCCACUUUGAUGGGUCUAAUAAUUCUCUGUCUUAGUGGCACCAAGAGAAGCUUUUGAUGAAGCUCUGUAAAAGAUGAGGAACCAACAAGGGUCCUUCAUGCUGCAGCUGAACUUAUGUGGUUUGUUCAGGUAUUUCUGGAUCACUUGGGUUGCUCAGGAGCAGGGGAGUCUUGGAUGCCUACUUUGGAAAGGUCAGGCCAUCUAAAAUACGCUAAUUGGCCUCUGGAACUAUUGAGAUUCCUGAUUGCUGAAGUUUCCUAUGAAAAAAGCAAUCAUUGUGGAUUUUCAUGUUGAUUUAAAAAAAAAAAGGGUAUUUUGUAGCAUGUUGCAUCGUACUGGAAGGACAAUAGAAAAAAAAAGCAGAGAAAGAUCGUGAAAUAUAUAUAUGUUUCUGCAAAAUUUGUUCAGGAACUACCAUGGUGUGUCAAAAAAAAUUAACUGCCUAUUAAAAGUUAUUCUCUUUA